This is a messenger RNA of Manduca sexta (tobacco hornworm), 1625 nucleotides long. Its product is annotated as mitochondrial enolase superfamily member 1. The transcript has 9 exons. NCBI's taxonomy places the organism in Eukaryota, Metazoa, Arthropoda, Insecta, Lepidoptera, Sphingidae. The record is from RefSeq and is a predicted model, not a curated record. Bases 182 to 1555 code for a protein of 457 amino acids. Gene Ontology annotation, biological process: amino acid catabolic process; carbohydrate catabolic process. Gene Ontology annotation, molecular function: L-fuconate dehydratase activity; magnesium ion binding.
UAUUUACAAACGAAUUUCUCGUGUCACAAGGUUAACAAGCGGAAUGAUAAACAAACCACAAGAAUUUCUGUAAACAUAAAUGAAAUAUUUAAAAUUCAAGUGAUAAUAGCAUCUUUUGCAUAAGGAGGUCACUUACGUUAGUUGUCGGUUGUUAGUGCGACGAUACAGUUGUUUAGCCACGAUGCCGGCUCCAGAUAAGAAAGGUUUGAAAAUAGUUGACGUCAACGUUAAAGAUGUUAGGUUCCCUACUUCUCUUGGUGGACAUGGAUCCGAUGCCGUGCAUACUGAUCCAGAUUACUCGUGCGCUUACGUCACCAUCACCACUGAGAAUGGUAAACAAGGGUACGGCAUGACGUUCACCUGCGGCCGAGGCACCGAAAUCAUCGUCUUCACCAUUCGCUCCAUGAAGAGGUUUGUGCUGGGUAAAAAUGCGGCGGAGAUAUUCUCAGACUUCGCCGGCUUUUGGCGCGCUAUAACUAAUGACACGCAAAUGAGAUGGAUAGGUCCUGAAAAAGGUGUGGCACAUUUGGCGGUCGCGGCUAUAAUAAACUCCCUGUGGGAUUUGUGGGCGCGGCUGGAAAAUAAACCACUUUGGAGAUUACUUGCUGAUAUGGAGCCGGAGGAUUUAGUGUCAACCAUAGAUUUCCGUUACAUAACCGACGUGAUAACACCAGAAGAGGCUAUACAAUUGCUUAAAAACAAAAGGUCAGGCAAAGAUGAAAGGAUUAAACUGUUGUUAGACCAAGGAUAUCCGUCGUACACUACUCAAGUUGGAUGGUUGGGUUAUAGCGAUGAACUCCUAAAAGAGCUCUGUGAUAAGUAUUUGAAACUCGGGUUCAACCAUUUCAAAGUCAAAGUUGGUCGUAAUUUUGACGACGAUUACAGAAGAUGUAGCGCAGUUCGCAAAUAUAUUGGCGAGGACAAAGUUCUGAUGGUCGACGCUAACCAAGCGUGGACGGUAAGUGAAGCUAUUGAGUGGAUGAAGAAGUUGGCGCCGCUAAGGCCUGUGUGGAUCGAAGAGCCCACUUCGCCAGACGACAUUUUAGGACAUGCUGAGAUAUCGAAAGCUUUGGCUCCGUACGGCAUCGGCGUGGCGACCGGCGAGAUGUGCGCCAACCGCGUCAUGUUCAAGCAGUUUUUGCAGAGCGGCGGCAUGCAGUACUGCCAGAUCGACUCCGCACGGAUCGGUGGCGUCAACGAAAUACUCUCUGUUUACUUCAUGGCCGAGAAACUUAAAGUAAAAGUAUGUCCACACGCUGGGGGCGUGGGUUUGUGCGAAAUGGUUCAACAUCUGCAGUUCUGGGACUUCGCGAGUGUGUCGGGCACCAUGGAGGACCGCCUCAUCGAGUACGUCGAUCAACAACAUGAACAUUUCUACGACCCUUGCAUCGUUGAGAAUGCAAGAUAUCUUGCCCCCAAGGCGCCUGGAUACAGCACACAUUUCCUGCCAGAAACCCUAGAAAAGUACACGUAUCCCAAUGGAACGGAGUGGCAGCGAAUGAUCAAAGAAGGACUGUUCCCGCAGCCCGAUGAGACUGAAUUAUUGAAUGCUUAAUAAAAACAACGCAUCAUUUUAUGAAGAAUUAUAUUUUGAGGCUUAUAAAUUAAAUAUUUUUUUAAGACGU